AUGCAGGUGGAGUUCGAUGCCACGUGUGUGCGUACGAUCCGUAUUUCCGCAAAGUCGAAGACCUACAGCUCUUUGGUCCAAGAGUGGAAGGACAGACAUCCUCGCAGGGCGCCUCCUCCGUCCUUCCUCUUGUACUUGCGUGUGUUCGGGGCCAAGGAAAGAGGCAGUCAGAAGAUGGUCAUAGCUCAGGCGCCCUUGACUUUAGUUCCCAAAGGAGCGAAGCCUCCUCCGGAAAGCGUGCAGGAAGUUCUUGACAGUGAGCUCUUCAGCAGGACACAGCGGAAGUCUAUCUGCUAUGCUGAUGGUGCUCGUGCGUGGCCAGCAGCUGCGAAGCAGGUGCGCAAAGGCUUCAAAUUCAAGCAAGUCUCCCACGUCAGGUCCCAGUUUACCAAGAAGACACGAAAGUACGUGUAUGGAACCCAAACCUUGGACCGUGCUUGGAUGUGGAUGAAGCGAUUCCUAGGCCAUGGAUUGAAGAGCAGAGUGCGAGAUCAGGUCAACCCGGCUCUUUUGCACAAGUGUUUCCAGUUCGUGUGGAGGCACUGCAAUUCUGUUUCCUGA
Molecule: messenger RNA, 561 nt
Organism: Symbiodinium pilosum
Lineage: Eukaryota; Dinophyceae; Suessiales; Symbiodiniaceae
Source: the annotation of a GenBank genome assembly